AUGCAUCUGCUGUCGCUGAAUUCUCAUGCCUCUCUCGUGCUCCUCUGUGCCCUCCCGUACUCCUCUUUCCCCUCCCGUACUCCUCUUUCCCCUCCCGUUCUCCUCUUUCCCCUCCCGUACUCCUCUUUCCCCUCCUGUACUCCUCUUUCCCCUCCCGUACUCCUCUUUCCCCUCCCGUACUCCUCUUUCCCCUCCCGUACUCCUCUUUCCCCUCCCGUACUCCUCUUUCCCCUCCCGUACUCCUCUUUCCCCUCCCGUACUCCUCUUUCCCCUCCCGUACUCCUCUUUCCCCUCCCGUACUCCUCUUUCCCCUCCCGUACUCCUCUUUCCCCUCCCGUACUCCUCUUUUCCCUCCCGUACUCCUCUUUCCCCUCCCGUACUCCUCUUUCCCCUCCCGUACUCUGCUGCACGUCCUAUGUGCCCAUCCCGUGCCCCAUCGUGUUCCAGGUGGGAACCAAGGACCCAGAGCUAGUGGCGGUGUGGAUGCAAGCCAUUCGGGAGACAAUAGAACAUAACGUGGCGCCCACAAUCAGAAUGCCGUUGACCCGCCCCACCAGCACCAACAGCCUAUCAGACGAGGAGGAGGGAGAAACGCCACCGCACCCCAACAUGAUGACCUCCUGCCGUGAUUCCAUGGACAGCAGUGAGCCUUUUGAUGGGGAUGGGGAUGAGAUGGCACGAGAUGACUUGCCAACACCGCAGCGACUUCUGCUCGAUAGAAGAGGCUCCAUUGGCUUCGGGCCUCCUAUGGAGCUGGGCGGCAUGCUCGAGGCCAUGGUGGCAAUGCGCAGUGCGUCAACGGCGUCAGGCAUCGCAUCCGACGGCUCCUGGCGCCUCAUCAAGCUAUCCAACGGGCUGCGUUUCUUUGAGGAGUUGAACGAGGAGCGCGGGCAGGCGGGCAUGUGUGGCAGCCUGCCGUGUCUGAGCGCCGUGGGAACGGUGGACGCCCCCAGCGAUGCCGUCUUUCGACUCGUGCUCGACCUCUCCUCCUCGCGCAACGAGUGGGACGUGGCAUACGGAGGAGCACGAAUGGUAGAAGCUCAGGACGGUCACACAGACUGCAUCCACUACCGCUUCCGACCGCUCCCAGUCGGCUUCGGCCCCUUCACCCUCACAGCGCGCGACGUGUGCCUGCGGCGCUACUGGCAGCGCACGGCCGACGGGUGCUACGUGGUGCUCUAUCAGUCCAUGGAGCACCCCCUAUGCCCGCCUGUCAUGGGCUGCGUUCGCGCCAAUCUCACCUACGGAGGGUUUAUCAUCGCCCCAGCGGGGCCGUCGGCGAUCGGACGGUCGGUAGUGAUGCACGUGUUGCAGAUGGAUGCAAAGGGGUUGCUGCCGAUGUGCAGCGGUGUUGCGACCGAAGUGCAUUUUUACCUGCUGUCGAGAGUUGCAGGCAUUCGGGAGUUUUUCGCGCAGACGAGGGGGGACUCGCUGGCUGCGCUGCUGGGUCUGAGGGACACGCAGCAGGCUACAGCUGCUGCUACAGCCGCGGCUGUAGCGGCUGCAGAAGGGAGGGAGCUUGGAGGGGGUGGGAGGAAGGGCAGCAGGCGGGAUCGGGAGGACGGGCGGAUCGGGCCGAUACCAGAAGGGGGAGGGGAGGGGUUUGAUGAGCUAGGUUCCCGACCCUCCACCGGGUCUCGACUAGCUGGUUCGGCAAGGGCGGCAGGUUCGGUAGACCCUUGGGCAUGGGCGUACAAGACUGGAAACCUGGCCCGGGGGUCGCCGAUGGGGGGGAUUAACUGCUGGAGCGAGGCGGAGGUUCGGAACUUUACAGUGCGGUCGAAGAGCUAUUUGAGGGAUAAGAUGAAGCAGAGUGCGGGGCAGCCGGGGAUGGCGCUGGUGGCAGUGGAUUGGCUGAAGCGCGUUGAGAGGAUUGACCAUGUGGUGGAGCUGAAAAGGACUCCUGUGCAUGGCAUGCGCGAGCUGAUGGCCAGCAGUGACGCCUCGUCGCGGCCAUACUUCUUCAUUGUGAAUAUGCAGGUGCCGGCAGCGCAGCAGUACAGCAUGGUGUUCUACUGGGCCAUGGAGGAGCCGCCCACAGAUUCAUCCAUGCUGGGGCAGUUCAUCAACGGGGAUGACAUCUUCCGCAACACACGCUUCAAGCUCAUUCCCCGCAUCCACCAGGGCGCAUGGGUGGUGAAGAGAAGUGUGGGGACGACGCCGCUCAUCAUUGCUGGUGCUCUCACUGUGCAAUAUUUCAAAGGACCCGACUACUUUGAGGUGGAUGUGGAUAUUGGGUCAUCAGCUGUGGCCAAUGGGGUGGUGAGAUUCGUGCUAGGAUACGUCCGUACACUCAUCAUCGACAUGGCAUUCUUAAUCCAGGGAAACACAGACGCGGAGCUCCCGGAGAAGCUUCUAGGAACCAUUCGCAUUUCACAUCUAGAGCCAAACGCAGCGUUAGACAUGGACCUUGACAAUCCAGAGCCACCCCCUCAUCCUGUCUCUCCCCAUGAAGAUCCUAAAUCUUGA
Molecule: messenger RNA, 2469 nt
Organism: Closterium sp. NIES-65
Lineage: Eukaryota; Viridiplantae; Streptophyta; Zygnematophyceae; Desmidiales; Closteriaceae
Source: the annotation of a GenBank genome assembly